AUGAAUCGAUCUAGAUACAAUUCUAUCUACAAUAAUGCUGAAGCACCUAGCAACCUAUAUUAUUAUUAGUCGAGUUCUAAGCAGAACACCUGUAUUUAAAAUAGUCCUUAGAGUUUAAUUAAUGCAAGUCAACUACUUGUUUAGAACUUUGAGAGUUCUUGUAGGAAGCAUAGAUAAUAGGUUAAUCUGGCUAAAAUACAACAAGAGAUAUAAAGCUAUGCGAACCCUUUAUCAAAGGAAUUGAAGUCUCUCUAGAAUGAAAGACUGAGGAGGAAAUAAAAAUCAACAAAUGGAGGAGAUGAAAUAGGAGAAUCUCAAGAUAUAAACGAGUAAACUUUUUCAGAGUUGAAGCAGAAGCGACCAAAGGUAAUGAACAUGUCUUUUAAGGAAAAAAGAGAAUCUAUUUUAAGAAAAAAAUCGCAAAAUAACAGAGAGCCCAGUGAAGAAUCGCAUAAAGUUAUUGAAAAUUGUAAAAGAAAGCUGCAAAAAUUUGAGAAAUAGUGGAUUAUAUUCAAAGAAAAUCUGGAAACCCAUAAUAAUCCACUUUCAGCUGUUAAAGAAUAGUAUGCAAAUAAGCUUAUCAAAGCAGAUAAAAAUUGCAGAUAAAUUAAUGAGGAACUAGCCAAGACACUCGUAGAACAAUUAACUCAUAAUGGUUGUGCAACUGCAAGCAGGGCUAGUAGGAAGAAUACAGGGAAUGGAAUAGUCGGUUCUUUUUACAGAACAAGAUCAUAGAGCCCAGGUUUCAAUACCAUCUUAAAAACUGAAUUAGGUGAAAAAGAGUCUAAAAUAUUCACAAAUCAUCAAAAUAACUUAAAUAGCUCUUUGAGAAAAAGCCAGGGUCCAAUUCUGACUCAAAUCAGCUAAAACUUUGAGGAAAAAGUACUAAAGCAAAUCUAAAAUAUAUAAACAUCGUUAUUCACUACUCAAAGCAAUAGCAAAUAAUAGGCAUCAAGAAAUACGGAAGAUAAACCUAUGAAAGUUCUCUCAACUUAGAUUAAAGCCCCAUUUAACAAAGCAAAUUAUUUUUCUGAAUAGCUUGAAAGUGACUAGUUAAGAAUAGUUAAUAGAGGGCCAUUUAAAAACUUGAACAAAAGACAAUCUGUCUGCAAUACAAGUCAAAAACCACAGUUAGCUCAUUAAUCCUUUUAGGUGAGGAUGACUUCGAAAUAGACAGAUCAGCCUGUAGCAAAAAGAUAAAUGUCUGAAAGAAGUCUGGUGAAAUCUAAUAUGAGCUGCCAUAAUUCAGUCUAAAAUCUUAUUUAAUGUUCUCAAGCUAAUCUUCAAUCGUUUGAGACCGACACUAGAGAUGAGUAGAUCCAGCUAGUUCAGAGAAGUUUCAUGACAAAGUGUAAGAUGAUGGGUGACAAGAAUAUGUCUUGCUCAUCCCAGACAAAUUUACGACUAAAGAAUAGUCAAUAGUAAUAGUAGCAAUAGUCUCAAGAAUAUAGGCCUUUAAACUAAUCAACCAACAUUUCAUUAAACAAUGUAAAUUCACUUUCCAUAUCAUCAUAGAAGCCUUAACAUACAACUGCAAGUAAUGUUAUUAGUAAUAUGAAGACCAUUAACUAUUAGUAAGCAAGCAAAAUGAAAAAAAUCAAUGCAAAAAUUACCUAUAACUAGGUCUCGGGUGAUUCUACCACUGAUUCCUCAAUACAAAGAUCGCCAGACAUGUAAAGGGAGAGUAAAUUCUAAACAAUUCAGCAAUAUAACCUUGUUUGCAACACUAAUAGCAUAAAUAACCGAAACUAUCAAAAUCUGAAGAGCUACCAGAGCUAUUUGUCCUAAAACAUUAGUAAAAGAGCAUCCUAAUUAGAUUAAUCUAAAACUCUUGGACAUUAGCCCAAGCAGCAAUUGUCUGCUUAGGGUCAUCAUUAAUAUAUCAUUAACAGUUAACAAAAAACUUAAGCAAACAUCCAAUUGAUUAGAAAAAGUGAAAAUUGGCCUCAAUAUUAUUAGAGUAAUUAAUGA
Messenger RNA from Stylonychia lemnae, 1971 nucleotides. NCBI's taxonomy places the organism in Eukaryota, Ciliophora, Spirotrichea, Sporadotrichida, Oxytrichidae. The record is from the annotation of a GenBank genome assembly.